GCAAAACGUCACAGUCCUUGCUCUUCCUGGGCAGUGGCCGUUACUACUGCCCCCUUCUCCUCCCCUCUCUCGUGCAGAGCUCGUGCAGAGGAGAGAGAGAAGCUCCCCCCUCACCGCCCUCGCGCCUCCUCCGCCCACAGCUCACACCGAGCGUCACCUCGUAGCCACCUUCCAUUCUCGCCGCCGUCCCACGCACGACACCUCAUCGCCCACGGGGGUACAAAUAGCCCUCCACUCCUCGCCUCUCUCCUAGCCCACCAAACCCUAGCCCCACUCGCAGGCGGCGGAUCGAGAGGUGGAAGUAGAGCUUGGCGGCGUUUUGGUACUAAUUCUCCCGGUGUGCGUGGAGCUGCAGCGGCGCCGCCGCAAUGAGCAGCCUCGUGGAGCGGCUGCGCGUGCGGUCAGAGAGGCGGCCGCUGUACACGCUCGAUGAGUCGGACGACGACCUCCCGCCGCUUGGUGGGGCCGGGAAAGGGAAGGAUCGGCAGAAUGACGCGCCUGCCGAGCGGAUCGAGCGGGAGGGCGCGAAAGAAGAUGUUUGCCAGCGCUGUGGAAAAAAUGAUGAUCUAGUAUCUUGUUCAACAUGCACGUAUGCAUUUCACCGAAAAUGCUUGGUUCCUUGCUUAAACAUUACAUCUGAUAAAUGGAGCUGCCCAGAAUGUAUAAGUCCGCUGACGGAGAUGGAGAAGAUUCUAGAUUGUGAAAUGCAAGAUGUUACUUCUGAAGAUAUUAAUUCCUCAGAGCCUGGACCGAAGAAGAUCAAGCGAUAUCUUAUAAAGUGGAAAGGAUUAUCACACAUUCACUGCUCUUGGGUUUCAGAAAAAGAAUAUUUUGAAGCUGCCAAGAUACACCCUCGGUUGAAAACCAGGUUGAAUAACUUCCAUAGGCAGUUGGAUUCUAUCGACAAAUCUGAUGAUGACUGUGCUGCAAUUAGACCGGAAUGGACAACUGUUGACCGGAUCCUUGCUAGCAGAAAAAGCUCCACUGGCGAGCGGGAGUACUAUGUGAAAUGGAAGGAACUUUCAUACGACGAAUGUACUUGGGAAAAUGAGUCCGACAUCUCGGCAUUCCAACAUCAGAUUGAUCGUUUUAAUGAGAUUCAGUCCAGACGUAAGAAAUCUGGUGACCAGGGCAAACGUGUCACUCGUGAGAUACGUACAUUCAAGGAGAGCCCUAAGUUUCUUUCUGGUGGCACACUACACCCCUAUCAGCUUGAAGGGUUAAACUUCUUACGUUAUUCGUGGUAUCAUAACAAACGUGUAAUCCUUGGUGAUGAGAUGGGUCUUGGGAAAACGAUACAGAGUAUUGCUUUCCUAGGCUCUCUGUUUGAAGACAAGCUUGGUCCGCAUCUGGUUGUUGCCCCCCUCUCAACCUUGCGAAAUUGGGAGCGCGAAUUUGCAACUUGGGCACCUCAAAUGAAUGUUGUAAUGUAUUUUGGAUCUGCUGCUUCUCGUGAAAAUAUUAGGAAGCACGAAUUUUACUUCCCGAAAGAGAAACCUAAGAAGCUUAAGAAAAAGAAAUCAUCUCCAUCUAAUGAAGAAAAGAAGCAGUCAAGGAUAAAAUUUGAUGUCCUUUUGACAUCUUAUGAGAUGAUUAACAUGGAUUCAGCUGUUCUAAAAAAUAUAGAAUGGGAAAGCUUGAUUGUGGAUGAGGGGCAUCGGUUGAAAAACAAAGAUUCCAAGUUGUAUGGUCAACUUAAAGAGUAUAAUACCAAACAUCGUGUGCUAUUAACAGGGACCCCAGUUCAGAAUAACCUUGAUGAGCUUUUCAUGCUUAUGCAUUUCCUUGAGGGCGAAAGUUUUGGGAGUAUAGCUGAUCUCCAAGAAGAGUUCAAGGAUAUAAACCAAGACAAGCAAAUUGAGAAGCUCCAUGGAAUGUUGAAGCCACAUCUUCUUCGAAGAUUCAAGAAAGAUGUUAUGAAAGAGCUUCCUCCAAAAAAGGAACUGAUUUUACGAGUUGAACUGACGAGCAAACAGAAGGAGUACUAUAAGGCAAUUCUCACCAAGAAUUAUGAAGUGUUAGCCCGUCGCAGUGGUGGACAAAUAUCCCUAAUAAAUGUUGUAAUGGAGCUGCGCAAACUUUGUUGCCAUGGAUUCAUGACAGAUGAACCUGAUUCUGAACCUGCCAAUCCAGAAGAAGGUUUAAGGAGGCUUUUAGAUUCUUCGGGUAAGAUGCAGCUGCUGGACAAGAUGAUGGUGAAACUGAAAGAGCAGGGUCAUAGAGUUCUCAUUUAUUCACAGUUCCAGCACAUGUUGGACUUGCUGGAGGAUUAUUUAAGUUACAGGAAAUGGAGCUAUGAGCGUAUUGAUGGCAAGAUAGGUGGUGCUGAAAGGCAGAUACGAAUAGACCGCUUCAAUGCUAAGAAUUCGACUAGGUUUUGCUUUCUUCUUUCCACCAGAGCUGGUGGUCUGGGAAUAAAUUUGGCAACGGCUGAUACUGUAAUCAUCUAUGACAGUGAUUGGAACCCACAUGCGGAUUUGCAAGCUAUGGCAAGAGCUCAUCGGUUAGGACAGACGAACAAGGUGAUGAUAUACAGGCUUGUUAGUCGAGGUACAAUUGAGGAACGAAUGAUGCAGCUUACAAAGAAAAAGAUGAUAUUAGAGCACUUAGUUGUUGGUCGACUCACAAAAGCUAAUAAUGUCAAUCAGGAGGAGUUAGAUGAUAUUAUACGCUAUGGAUCAAAGGAACUUUUUGAUGACGAGAACGACGAAGACGGAAAAUCUCGUCAAAUUCAUUAUGAUGACGCUGCAAUAGAGAGGUUGUUGGAUCGUGACCAAGCUGAUGAGGAAGAAUGUUUGGAAGAUGAAGAAGAGGACGACUUCCUAAAAGGAUUCAAGGUUGCAAACUUUGAAUACAUUGAUGAGGCAAAGGCUUUGGCAGCAAAAGAAGAGGCACGCAGAAAGGCUGCAGCUGAAGCUGCAAACUCUCAAAGAGCAAACUAUUGGGAUGAACUAUUGAAGGAUAGAUAUGAUGUACAGAAAGUUGAAGAACAUACUACUAUGGGAAAAGGAAAAAGAAGCCGCAAGCAGAUGGCCGCUGCUGAUGAGGACGACAUUCAUGACUUAAGCUCUGAAGAUGAGGAUUACUCCUAUGAGGACGAUGUGUCGGACAAUGACACGAGUUUACAAGGAAAUAUUUCUGGGAGGAAGGGCCAAUAUUCUAAGAGAAAAUCACGUAAUGUUGAUUCGAUUCCGCUGAUGGAGGGUGAAGGACGUACACUGAGAGUUCUUGGAUUCAACCAUGCUCAACGAGCAAUGUUCCUACAGACUCUCAAUAGAUAUGGUUUUCAGAAUUAUGAUUGGAAAGAGUAUCUUCCUCGACUGAAAGGGAAAGGUAUUGAGGAAAUUCAGAGGUAUGCUGAACUUGUCAUGGUCCAUCUUGUUGAAGAAAUCAAUGAUUCAGAUUAUUUUUCAGAUGGCGUUCCAAAGGAAGGGAUGCGUACAGAUGAGACAUUGGUCAAGAUAGCAAACAUAUCCCUUAUUGAGGAGAAGGUGGCUGCCAUGGAACAAGGAAAAAUUACAAAGCUCUUUCCUAAUUACUUGAUAAAUGAAUUUCAAGGCUUAUCCGGUGGAAGAAUAUGGAAAGCGGAACAUGAUUUACUGUUACUGAAGGGAAUAAUAAAGCAUGGGUAUGCAAGGUGGCAGUAUAUAUCAGAUGACAGAGAGAAUGGGCUUUUUGAGGCUGCACGACGAGAGCUGAAUCUCCCUUCUGUCAAUGAAUUAAUUGGUGCUCAGUCAAAUAAUGAUGCAAAUGGAAACCUGGAAGGCACUCAGGAAGGCCAGGUGAACUCAACAAGCAUGUCCCAUUACAAGGAGAUUCAGAGAAAGACAGUUGAGUUCUUAAGAAAAAGAUACCAUCUUCUGGAGAGAUGCUUGGAUCUGGAAUAUGCAGUGAUAAAAACAAACACUCCUGUUCCUGAUGAUCUUACUGAACAAGAUGUUCAAGCAGGGCAUGCUCCGCUUUAUCCAGAUAUAAGCGAAUUGUCGAGAGAAUUGCCCAAUCUUGAACCAAUAUGUAAGCGAUAUCCUAUUAUCUAUAUUCCUUUCUGUUUAUCUGUGCAGAAAGACACAGAACUUGCUUGUGUGCACAUACUCACCAUUUCAAUCAUAUCUUUUAUGUACUUUGCUAUCUCUAAAAAUGUAACGUUGUUGACAAUAAUAUACUUUGAGAUUUGCUCAUUGUUUGUUGUGAUAACUGGGAUCCUCUUUCCAGCUACCAAAGAAGUGGUUUCUGAUGGUACAGCUGAUCAGUCGCAAGUUCUCCAUCUUUACAAUAAGAUGUGUUUUGUGCUUGAGGACAGCGGUGUUACUGCACUCAAUUCUUUCUUUGGCGACAAGGCAGCUUCUUCUAGUUUAGUCAAUAGUCUUCAUCAGCUGGAAACCGUGUGCGAGGACGUUGUUCAGACCCUGAGAGCACAAGAAAAUGGCACUACCACCAAAGAGGUGUUAGAUGCAUACUCCAAAGAAACUGCUACACCUCCGCAAGAUUCAGGCCCCGAGGCAGCGAAUGAGCUAUCGUCCGUCAAACCGGAGGACAAGAUGGAAAUCGAUGGUUGAUGCGCCAGUAUCAGAAUGACAGGAAAGGAAACUCCCGUUUAAUUUACUUGAUGAAGUGGCCCUAAUCUAGCAUAUAUUGUAACAUUAAGCAAGGCACCCCCAGACAUCUGCAAACCUCUGGCUGUUACUGCUAAUGGUUACCGUCAAACCGUUCCGCUAACUUAUCAAAUUUACUUGACCCCGCGGUGUGCUUA
Phragmites australis (common reed) is the source of this 4750-nucleotide messenger RNA. RefSeq names its product CHD3-type chromatin-remodeling factor PICKLE-like. Gene Ontology annotation, molecular function: chromatin binding; ATP-dependent chromatin remodeler activity; ATP binding. The transcript has 30 exons. Lineage: Eukaryota; Viridiplantae; Streptophyta; Magnoliopsida; Poales; Poaceae. The record is from RefSeq and is a predicted model, not a curated record. Bases 369 to 4556 code for a protein of 1395 amino acids. Gene Ontology annotation, cellular component: chromatin; nucleus. Gene Ontology annotation, biological process: negative regulation of transcription by RNA polymerase II; chromatin remodeling.